UUAAAUGCCGCUUGACGCCAAUAGCGCGCGAAAUAAUCGAUAUUCCUCCGCUUUUUCUACUUUACCUUGAUUUGUUCCUUUUCCAUUGUGACGAUUCUGAUGGGAAGUUUCACUUGUUUUGCAUAAUUAUUUGCCUUGAAAUAGACUAGAAUUAUUCUGAGUGACUCUUAAUAUAUAAUCAAACUCCUCAUUGGUGCUGCUGGUCUCCAGGUGCGCAAUAAUGACAGACACGACCGUUCAAAUAACCAGGUUUGACGAUAUGAGGAACACCGUGUCCACCGUCUCCUCAUCGUCCCGUAAAGGAUCCACCGUGAGCUUCCACAAGAUCAACUACAGUGUGAAGAUGAAGAGUGGAUUCCUCUGCAAGAGGAAGGUCACGCGGAAAGAUAUUCUCAUCGACGUCAACGGCCUCAUGAAACCAGGACUGAACGCAAUAUUAGGAGCGACCGGCAGUGGAAAAUCCUCUUUCCUGGACGUUCUGGCGGCCCGCAAGGAUCCCGCGGGUCUUACCGGGGAAGUUCUGAUAGAUGGAGCGCCACAACCCCCAAACUUCAAAUGUCUGUCUGGAUAUGUAGUACAGGAUGAUGUUGUCAUGGGGACGCUGACCGUUCGAGAGAAUCUGCGUUUCUCAGCUGCGCUGCGACUCCCAAAAUCAAUCAAACAACGCGAAAAAGACGAGAAAGUGGAGAGACUCAUUCAAGAACUCGGCCUGAGCAAAGUGGCAAAUUCACGGGUGGGCACGCAGCUGAUUCGUGGGAUUUCGGGUGGAGAGAGGAAAAGGACGAAUAUCGGUAUGGAGCUGAUCAUCGAUCCGUCGGUUCUGUUCCUCGAUGAACCCACCACAGGACUGGACGCCAGCACGGCCAACUCGGUGCUCAUGCUGCUGAAACGGAUGGCAAAUAACGGCCGCACCAUCAUUCUGUCCAUCCACCAGCCGCGGUACUCCAUCUACCGUCUGUUCGACAGUCUCACGCUGCUGGUGGCGGGCAGACAGGUGUAUCACGGACCCGCUCAGAACGCCCUCAAAUACUUCAGUGAGAUCGGAUACACCUGUGAACCCCAUAAUAAUCCUGCUGAUUUCUUCCUGGAUGUGAUUAACGGAGACUCUACAGCCGUCACUCUCAACAGAUUAAACCACUACGAAGAAGUGGACCAGGAGCAGCAUGCUCCGACUCUAAAGGGAAUCGAGGAUCAUUUAGUGGAGGAAUACAAGAAAAGCCCCGACUACAAACAGACCCAGAACGAGCUGGAGAGAAUCAUUCAGGGUCAAGACUACAGCACACGGCCCAAAUCCAGAACCAUCACGUACAGCACGUCCUUCUUCCAUCAGUUCAACUGGGUUCUGAAGAGAACCUUCCAGAACCUGAUGCUCAACCCACAGACCUCGUUUGCUCAGAUCGGGGUGAUGGUUUUUCUGGCUCUGAUUGUUGGAGCGAUAUUUUUUGGAGUGGAACCAAAUUCAAGCGGCAUUCAGAACAGGAUGGGCGCGCUGUUCUUCAUCACCACUAAUCAGUGCUUCAGUUCCGUUUCUUCAGCCGAACUUUUCAUCACGGAGAGGAAACUGUUCGUGCAUGAAUACAUCAGUGGAUAUUACAGAGUUUCUGUUUACUUCCUGACUAAAAUCCUGUCGGACAUUCUGACCCUGCGUACGAUCCCCGGCAUCAUCUUCAGCUGCGUGGCGUACUGGAUGAUAGGUCUGAAAGCCACGGCGGAAGCGUUCUUCAUCUUUCUGUUCUCCAUUAUUUUGGUGUCGUACACGGCGACGGCCAUGACUCUGGCCAUCUCCGCUGAUCAGACCGUGGUGGCCAUCGCCAACAUCUUCAUGACCAUCAGCUUCGUCUUUAUGAUGAUCUUCUCUGGGCUGCUGGUGAAUCUGCCGAGUGUUGCGGGAUGGUUAAACUGGUUGAAGUAUUUCAGUAUUCCUCGCUACGGUCUCGCCGCUCUGCAGAUCAACGAGUUUACUGGACUGACCUUCUGUGACAGCAGGAACACAAGCAGCUCUGUGGUUCAGCUAAUGGUGUGUUUUGUCUCUAGUAUUUGUUCUACAGGCGAUGACUUCCUGCAGGAUCAGGGCAUUGAUCACUCAACGUGGGGUUUGUGGCAGAAUCAUUUGGCUCUGGGAAUCAUGACCUUCAUAUUCCUGGCUAUUGCUUAUCUGAAACUUCGCUUCAUCAAGAAAUUCACAUAAUCGCCGGAUGAAACUCUUCCACACACACACCCCCACACACACACACACACACACACACACACUCUGUAUUUUCAGUUUAUUGUGGUUUAAGAAUUUGAGAAAGUUGUACAAUAGAAAGUUUCAACUAAAAAUGGCAUAACUGCACUCGUAUGUAGCUACAACACGUGAUUGUGAAUUCAGCUUCUCACUGAAUCAUCCCGUCGAGACUAAAGCAAGUGCAAUUAUUCCAGAAAUACAAUCAGAGCACAGGCUUGUAGCAAGACAGUUUAUUGGUUUAUUUACACUCAUCACUGUUAAAUAUAUUCAGUCCAUGCACACAGUAAAUAAAAGAGUUGCCAAUAUGGAGUCACUCCAGUUUUGUUUCCUGUAAAGUUUCCUAUUUUAACUACUUUUUAUGUCUCUUUUGCAAUUUUAUACGAGGCCAAAAUCUAAUAAAAACAAAUGUUUGCUUUCUCUGUUUCAGUCCUUUUUGGCACAAUGUUCCCAUGAUUAAACACAUUUGAAUGGUUUUAAAUUCUGUUCCUCUCAUCUGAAGAUCCGCACACAUCUUUGACCAUCCCGACUCGCGGUGAAUCCUGGG
Xyrauchen texanus (razorback sucker) is the source of this 2768-nucleotide messenger RNA. It is a transcript of the gene abcg2a, whose product is annotated as ATP-binding cassette, sub-family G (WHITE), member 2a. Gene Ontology annotation, cellular component: plasma membrane. Gene Ontology annotation, molecular function: ATP hydrolysis activity; ATP binding; ABC-type transporter activity. NCBI's taxonomy places the organism in Eukaryota, Metazoa, Chordata, Actinopteri, Cypriniformes, Catostomidae. Bases 221 to 2188 code for a protein of 655 amino acids. The record is from RefSeq and is a predicted model, not a curated record. The transcript is spliced from 15 exons.